Penicilliopsis zonata CBS 506.65 is the source of this 1214-nucleotide messenger RNA. RefSeq lists its product as hypothetical. The transcript has a single exon. The coding region runs from base 482 to 763 and encodes 93 amino acids. NCBI's taxonomy places the organism in Eukaryota, Fungi, Ascomycota, Eurotiomycetes, Eurotiales, Aspergillaceae. The record is from RefSeq and is a predicted model, not a curated record.
AAACCACCAUAAAUGAACAUCUAUCUCUAUAUGGAUCUUCGUUGAAGGUGGGUGAAUGUCAAUUAUGAAAUCUGUUCCCACUUCUUUAUGUUGAAAUAUGUUCCCACUCUUUGUUGACGAAUCAGAGCUCGAAAUCUAGAUGCCCGAGGCUGCGAUGCCUACGCCCUUUGUUUACACCUUCGCUCAUUGUCAAGUUCCUACAGGUUUGAGGCUUACUUGAUGUAAUGGAUGAAGGUCAUUUGUGUUCAGUAUAAUAGUCGUCCAGAAGAUUUCUGACUCGAUCAGAAAAAACCACCAUUCAUGAUCUGGGAGGCCGCAGAGUCAUCAGGAUAGGUGACGGCAAAGUCCAAUAGUGUGUGGUUGGGGCCAACGAGAGCACGAAGCCAGAAACCUUACCUUUAUUGCCGAAAAUACUACUAUACCUGUGCCAAAAGUACAUUCCGUCCAAUAUGGUGGUGAUGGAAAGGUGGGCGGUAUUGUCAUGGACUUUAUGCCUGGCAAACCACUUGAUCAAGCCUGGCCGCAUAUGACUUCUGAGGACAAAACAGGUGUCGCCAAUCAUCUUCAUGGAUACAUAUCGCAAUUGCGAGGGCUCAAGGGAACCUAUAUCCAGGCAGCUUCUCAUGGAAAGGCUGUGAUUGAGGAUCGCACACCUUGCGAAGCUGGUCCCUUCUUUCAUGAGAAAGAGUUCAACGAGUUCCUUUUCCGGCAAACCUUCCCUGCCGUACCGACCUUUUGGAGCAUUACGCUGUCUCCGAAUUGACAGAUAACCAUGAUAUCAUCUUCACUCAUGGCGACUUGGCACCUCGGAAUAUUCUUGUUGAUGAAGAGCACCGUGUCACUGCCUUGCUAGAUUGGGAAAUGGGGGGUUGGUGCCCAGAAUACUGGGAGCAUGUUCGUGCGAUCCGUGAUUAGAAUGCAAUGCCAGGUUGGUCCGAUUAUUCGCUGGUUAUCUUGGGACUAGACUAUGGAAGAGAGCUUCUUGCAAUGUCAUAUUUGACAAAAUUAUCAGGGGUUUGAGAGACAUCAUACACUGUUCCUAUCUGUCUAUCCAUCAGUAUCCUGCCAGAGGCAGCGCGAGUUGUCAUUUGGCCUGAUUUUUUUAUGCUGUGUCAACUAUCAUGUUGAAUUAUAUGGUAGAAUUUCCAAGCGUUAUAUUAUAACAUUAAUAGCAGUAUUCUCAACGAAAAGUAAUAUAGUCCUGGUGUAUUCCC